AUGCCGCUGCCGCCGCCGCCGCCUCCUGGCCCUCAAGCCUCCGCGGCCAUCGCCGAGUCUGACCAGUUCCGAUGCUUCCGGUCUUUUUCUGUACAGGUGAUUUCCAUGGUGCUGGUGGCUGUCGGGAUCUAUGCGCGGCUGUUCAAGCAUGCAGAAGCCGCCGUGGCCUGCCUUGCUAUGGAUCCAGCCAUCUUGCUGGUGGUUGUUGGCGUCCUGAUGUUCUUCCUCACUUUCUGUGGCUGCGUUGGCUCCUUGCGGGAAAACAUCUGUUUACUGCAGACGUUCUCCUCCUGUUUGGCCUUCCUCUUCCUGUUGCAACUGGCUGCGGGCAUUCUGGGAUUCGCCUUCUCUGACAAGGUGCGAGAGAAGGUGAACGCCAUGGUCAAGAGCGCCAUUGUGCAUUACCGAGAUGACCUGGACCUCCAGAACCUCAUUGAUUUUGCUCAGAAGGAGGUAGGGUUCAACCUUUCUCGUGUUCUGUGUCCUUUUGUGUUCCUCUUCCUCUUCUCCCCCGCCCAGUUGAUUGGCAUCCUGUUGUCCCAGGUAUUGAUCAGUCAAGUCAAAGACCAGAUCAAGUUCCUGAGUUACAACCAGGGGCAUCGGACCGAUUAUUGGUAGCACAGGACCCAAACCCAGAAGAGUAGAAGAUGUCCAAGAACUUCCUGCUCGCCUCUCUUCCGGAAACAUCUCCUUCCAAGCUGAACUUCUGGGAACUUCGUAGUUGGACACCACCUUCUCCCUUUCUCCUGAAUUUAGGAAGAGGAUCCCCCCGUAAGGUGGACUUCGAAGGAGCAGGGUAGGAAGACCCAUUGUUGACGAGGUUUUGAACUUGGGUCCAGCCCCUGUGGGAGUCUGAAUCCGAGGAGGAAGAUGAACAGCCGACACGGAGCGGGAGCGCGGCUCCGUUGUCUGUGGAGCGAACUGGGGAAGGGCAAAGUCCAUCUGGGCAGAGCAGGGGAGAGGUAGAACAAGGGAGAGGGACUUCAGAGGAAGA
This is a messenger RNA of Pseudonaja textilis, 994 nucleotides long. NCBI's taxonomy places the organism in Eukaryota, Metazoa, Chordata, Lepidosauria, Squamata, Elapidae. The record is from RefSeq and is a predicted model, not a curated record.